UCGUGGGCGACGGCCGUGCUGUGGCUGUGGCGGCGGCGGUGGCUGGAGUGGCGGCAGGGGCAGCGGCGGCGGCGGCGGCGGAGCCCAGGAGGCAGCGGCAACGGCAGCGGCAGCCUUGAGGCGGCUGAGGCGGUCGCGGCGGCGGGUGCUCGGGAGUCGGGCGGCCUCCAGCGUUUCCCGCCGGGCCUGGCGCUGAGGCGGCUGCCUUUUCCUGCCCGCUGCUUGGUCAGGGCCCUGGCCAGGGCAGGGCUGCGCGCCCGGGGAGGGCGGAGCAGAGACAUAUAAGAAAUUUCUUCACAACUGGACAACUGAAGACCUGUUAUUUUGGAUUUGCCUUAAGCAGACUUAAUAGCCAUAGGAAACCUCACAGAGUUCUGGAUUUUGCUUUCUGCUUUAUAUUUUUCCUGGAACCUUAGUUCAUCUUGCAACCAUGUAUGGGAGUGCUCGCUCUGUUGGGAAGGUAGAACCCAGCAGCCAGAGCCCUGGGCGGUCUCCCAGGCUUCCCCGUUCUCCUCGCUUGGGACAUCGUCGAACCAAUAGUACAGGAGGGAGUUCUGGAAGCUCUGUUGCAGGUGGCAGUGGGAAGACCCUUUCAAUGGAGAACAUCCAGUCCUUAAAUGCUGCCUAUGCCACUUCUGGCCCCAUGUACCUAAGUGACCAUGAAAAUGUGGGUGCAGAAGCACCCAAGAGCACCAUGACCCUGGGCCGUUCUGGAGGACGUCUGCCUUACGGUGUUCGGAUGACUGCUAUGGGCAGUAGCCCGAAUAUAGCUAGCAGUGGAGUAGCUAGUGACACCAUAGCUUUUGGAGAACAUCACCUCCCUCCUGUGAGUAUGGCCUCCACUGUACCUCACUCUCUUCGUCAGGCAAGAGAUAAUACAAUCAUGGAUCUUCAGACGCAGCUAAAGGAAGUGCUACGGGAAAAUGAUCUCUUACGGAAGGACGUAGAAGUCAAGGAGAGCAAAUUGAGCUCUUCAAUGAAUAGCAUCAAGACCUUCUGGAGCCCGGAGCUCAAGAAAGAACGAGCCCUGAGGAAAGAUGAAGCUUCCAAAAUCACUAUUUGGAAAGAGCAGUAUAGAGUUGUGCAGGAGGAGAACCAGCACAUGCAGAUGACAAUCCAGGCCCUCCAGGAUGAGCUGAGAAUCCAGCGGGACCUGAACCAGUUGUUCCAGCAGGACAGCAGCAGCAGGGCUGGCGAGUCAUGCCUAGCAGAGCUGACAGAGGAGAACUUCCAGAGGCUGCAUGCUGAGCAUGAGAGGCAGGCCAAGGAGCUCUUCCUGCUCCGGAAGACUCUGGAAGAGAUGGAGCUCCGCAUUGAGACUCAGAAACAAACUCUGAGUGCUAGGGACGAAUCCAUCAAGAAGCUUCUAGAAAUGCUGCAGAGCAAAGGCCUCUCUGCUAAGGCAACCGAGGAGGACCAUGAGAGGACACGGCGACUGGCGGAAGCAGAAAUGCAUGUCCACCACCUGGAAAGCCUUUUGGAGCAGAAGGAAAAAGAGAACAACAUGUUGAGAGAGGAGAUGCAUCGGAGAUUUGAGAAUGCUCCUGAUUCUGCCAAAACAAAAGCUCUGCAGACUGUUAUUGAAAUGAAGGACUCAAAAAUUUCUUCUAUGGAACGUGGGCUCCGGGACUUGGAAGAAGAAAUUCAGAUGUUGAAGUCUAAUGGGGCUUUGAGCACUGAGGAACGAGAGGAAGAGAUGAAGCAGAUGGAGGUCUAUCGGAGCCACUCUAAAUUUAUGAAAAAUAAGGUAGAGCAACUGAAGGAGGAACUAAAUUCGAAAGAGGCUCAAGGGGAGGAGCUGAAAAAGAAAGCGGCUGGUCUUCAGGCUGAGAUUGGUCAGGUGAAGCAGGAGCUGUCCAGAAAGGACACAGAACUACUAGCUCUCCAGACAAAGCUAGAAACACUCACAAAUCAGUUCUCAGACAGUAAGCAACACAUUGAAGUAUUAAAGGAGUCCUUGACUGCAAAGGAGCAAAGAGCUGCCAUUCUACAGACUGAGGUGGAUGCACUUCGAUUACGUUUGGAGGAGAAGGAAACUAUGCUGAAUAAGAAGACAAAGCAAAUUCAGGAUAUGGCUGAGGAGAAGGGAACUCAAGCUGGAGAGAUACAUGACCUCAAGGACAUGCUGGAUGUGAAAGAGCGGAAGGUUAAUGUUCUUCAGAAGAAGAUCGAAAAUCUUCAAGAGCAACUUCGAGAUAAGGAAAAGCAGAUGAGCAGCUUGAAAGAACGAGUCAAAUCCCUGCAGGCUGACACCACCAACACUGACACUGCCUUGACAACUCUGGAGGAAGCCCUUGCAGAGAAAGAGCGGACAAUUGAACGCUUAAAGGAACAACGAGACAGAGAUGAGCGUGAGAAGCAAGAAGAAAUUGAUAACUACAAAAAGGACCUGAAAGACUUGAAAGAAAAAGUCAGCCUCUUGCAAGGAGACCUUACAGAGAAAGAGGCUUCACUCUUGGAUCUGAAAGAGCAUGCUUCUUCCCUGGCUUCCUCAGGAUUGAAAAAGGACUCAAGGCUUAAGACACUCGAAAUUGCUUUGGAGCAAAAGAAAGAGGAGUGUUUGAAAAUGGAGUCACAGUUGAAAAAGGCACAUGAGGCAACAUUGGAAGCCAGAGCCAGUCCAGAGAUGAAUGAACGAAUACAACAAUUAGAGAGAGAAAUUGCUAGAUACAAAGAUGAAUCUAGCAAGGCCCAGGCAGAAGUUGACCGCCUCUUGGAAAUCUUGAAGGAAGUGGAAAAUGAGAAGAAUGACAAAGAUAAGAAGAUUGCUGAGUUGGAAAGGCAAGUGAAGGACCAGAAUAAGAAAGUAGCAAAUCUGAAGCACAAGGAACAGGUUGAAAAGAAGAAGAGUGCCCAGAUGCUCGAAGAAGCUCGGCGGAGGGAGGAUAAUCUCAAUGACAGCUCCCAGCAGCUACAGGACACUCUUCGUAAGAAGGAUGACAGGAUUGAAGAGCUGGAAGAAGCACUAAGAGAAAGUGUACAGAUAACUGCAGAGCGAGAAAUGGUGCUAGCACAAGAGGAAUCAGCCAGGACCAAUGCUGAAAAACAGGUGGAGGAGCUACUAAUGGCCAUGGAGAAGGUCAAGCAAGAAUUAGAGUCCAUGAAAGCAAAACUGUCCUCCACACAGCAGUCCCUAGCUGAGAAAGAGACUCAUCUGACCAACCUUCGUGCAGAGAGGAGAAAACACUUGGAAGAAGUUUUGGAGAUGAAGCAAGAAGCACUUCUGGCUGCCAUUAGUGAAAAAGAUGCCAACAUAGCUCUUCUGGAACUUUCAUCCUCUAAGAAGAAGACGCAAGAGGAAGUGGCUGCACUAAAGAGGGAGAAGGAUCGUCUGGUGCAGCAGCUCAAACAACAGACACAAAAUCGAAUGAAGCUAAUGGCUGACAACUAUGAGGAUGACCACUUCAGAUCCUCUCAUUCCAGUCAAACCAAUCACAAACCCUCCCCAGACCAGAUUAUCCAGCCCCUUUUAGAACUUGACCAAAAUAGAAGCAAAUUAAAGUUGUAUAUUGGACACCUGACAGCCCUCUGCCAUGACCGAGACCCCCUGAUUCUUCGAGGACUCACGCCACCAGCCUCCUAUAACCUGGAUGUUGGCCAGGCAGCCUGGGAGAGUGAGCUGCAGAAGAUGACCCAGGAGCAGCUUCAGAACGAGCUAGAGAAAGUGGAGCGGGACAACGCGGAGCUACAGGAGUUUGCCAACACCAUCCUCCAGCAGAUCGCUGACCACUGCCCAGACAUCCUGGAGCAGGUGGUCAACGCCCUGGAGGAGUCGUGCUGACCCCUCCCACCCUGCACAUGGGGCACCCACCCACACCCAGGCCAGCCCAGGAGCUGGGCUGCAUACACCCCAGUGUGCAGCCAGGCACCUCCCUCCCUCUGCCCUGACUCUGCUUCCUGCUCUGGGCUGACACUCUUGGCCACCAUGGAGGGAGGAGCUACCCAGCCUGGGGUACAGACUGGAAGCUGGUGGCCCCACCCAUCUGGGAACACUCACUCUGCCCAAGGAAGGACGAAUGUGCAGUGAGAGCACUGGCCAGCCCAGCAUCUGCCCAGAUCCUGACAGCUCGAGGGAGCCGUCUCAAGGGUCCUCACACCACAGCAGGUGCUUUCUCCUUAGAAGAUGAGUAAUCAGUCUCAGAAGGGGGUUGGAAGAGAGGAUGGGCUCUUCUUAUUGUUUCCCAGGCAUGGUGUCUCUUGCAAGAGUAGCUAUGAGCUGGCCUCAGUGUGUCUUAGGGCCAUGGUCUUCCCAGUCUCUCCAUCUCUCCAUCUCUCCUUCUCUCUGUCUCCUCUCCAUAGUCAGUGAGCAGGAGGGCAGCAUGGAGAUGCCUUCCCAGCCCUCCUUGUCUGACAUUUUGCUCUCUCAUGCAUAAGCCUAUCAGAAUGCACAGCUCCCCUCAGAGAGAAGGGUUUGCUGCUGCUCUGUUUCUGUGGGGCAUGACGGUUCCUUGAAGCCAGGCUGGCUUCUCCUAAGCAUCUCUUUCCAUUCCCUGCAGCCAGGAGCCCCUAGAAAAUGCAUCUGCCUGCCCACCCCUGGAACCCAAACUCCUGCAGCCUGAGGUCACAGAGGCUCCUGACACAGCUCCUGCCAUGUCCCAUCAUGUCCACAUCCCACCACAUCCAUUCGCUCAGCUGUACUCUACACCUGUUGCCUACAAACUCCUUCUGGCACAAAUGAAUGUUUCUCACCCUACACAUUCCUCCCUAUACCCUGUCAUUCAUUGUUUCCAUGAAGUGCCUACAGUAUGCACACUCCCCCAAGUAACCAUCCUCAAGAUAAGUCUCCAGGGCAGGUGUUUCUGUAAGGCUUCUGGUACAUCCCACUUCCCUGCCUAACAGGUCUUUUCUAGAGAAGCCCUUCCCAGGUCACCUUUCUCAUUUCUGUCUGUAAUGGACCAGCUGAGACCCUGGGGUGUGUUGUCCACUUGUGCAGGACCCCACUUCAUGACCAAGGGUUCUUGUCUGUUACUCUCAUCCUGGGAAUGUGGGUGGACACUUUUUUUGUUGUUGCUGUUGUUUUGUUUGUUUUUUACAUUUGUGGACACUUUAUGGAAUAUGGUUGGCUUCCUACUCUCAGUCUGAAAAUUGAUCCCCAACUUGCAAAUCUAGCUGAUGGUAUUGGCAUUUUGAAGGCCACUUGUCCUGGGCAUAGAUAACAAUGGCCUCAAGUAAAGAGGCACUGAGAAGCUGGCCACUUGAUCCCGACCCAGCCUUUUGGCCACCUCUCCUGCCAGACACCUCUUCUGAUAAGAUUUGCUACACUGAAUGUUUCUGGCUUGUGUUUUCUCCUUUUCUCUUCCCUGAUUAUUUGCCCAAAGAGCCUGAUGCUGCCUGUAAAGUCACCACAGCCGUGGGUCCCAUAUUUUCUCACCAGCCCCAACUGUCAAGCUUUCCCUAUGAAGGGUCAUGGGGGUGCUGCUCGGGGCUCAUCGAGCUCCUUCCUCGAAGCUUGAUGGGCAGGGCCAGAGGCUUACAGAACUAGGUAGUGAGCCAGUGAUGCCCUUGGCCCCAAUUCUUACUUCAGUGAUCCCUUUACACUUGGGGACCAGGGUAUCGGGCUCUCAAUCUGUGUACCAUGAUGCAGAUCACACCCCCCCUAGGACCACAGCACUGCAGAGAAAGCAGGACAGAAACCCAGCCCACAGAUGAGGGCAGGGCUGGCCCAAAGCUGUUCUCAGGCUGCUUUGACAAGCAGCUCACCCUGCACCCACCAACUCAGUUUUUAAAAUAGAAUUAUUUAUUAAUGAGAGAAAGCCAGAGCACUCUCGAAUAUAUGAUGCUGGGGAUCAAACUCAGAACCUCAUGCCUGAGAGUCCAAUGCUUUAUCUGCUGUGCCACCUCCCAGACCAGUCACAUUUCAUCAUCAAUUCACCUGCUGCUCCUGCCCACCUUGGUGUAUGAUUCUCACUGAACUUCCUUCAGUCUUCUUUCAACCCUCCUAUUGCUUUCUCUCCAGAACUGUGUGAGUCCUUUAGACAAGGUCUUGGGAGAAGAAGGAUAGUUAGGGGUUGGAGGUAUAGACAUCUCCCUGUUCUCUGUGAGCCAUCAUGGGGCUUCCCAUUGGCCCCAAAUGGCCAUCUGGUACCCCAAAAGGGGGGAGGGAUUCUUGCUCUGAAUGAAAAUGGGCUUUACCUUCUACUUCCAGUGAAAAUGACCUUCCUGUCAUGUCCUAGGGGCGAGGCUAACCCAGUUUCUAGCACUUAGAAUUGUUUCCUAAAUUUCUGUCAUUUAACAAGUGAACAGUGUCCAUCAUACAAAGCCUUGUUCUGUAACCAGCUUCAUACUUUUAUGGUUUCAUGGGAAUAUGCCACCUACUUCUGCAAAAUUUCAUGUAGGUCUCCUGUAAUCUCACCUGCUCAUUAGUUCCACUGGAAUUCUUACUGCUCUAUAUCAAGAGAUCUGUACCCCAAACAGAAAGGGGUACAGAUCAGAUUCAGAUGCUGUGUCAAGAACUUGACAAGAGGUGAACAAGAGUAGGUGGACUCCAGCCUAGAGUUCUUGGACUGAAUAUAUACAUAUUCAGCAUGGCUUUCAUCUUUCCGUUCACCUCUUGUCAAGUUCUUGACACAGCAUCUGAAUUGAAAUGUGUGAGGACCUGCACACUGCGACAUGGAAAGGCCUUGAAACCAGUGCCCCCUAAUCCAUCUCUGCUCUAAGCUUUGACCGUGUUCCUGACCAAGUAGGGCUCUGAGUGCUUCUCUCUCACCCACACAUGAGCUUCAGACCCCCACAGGUGCCCAGGCGGCUAGGGGACUCGGCAUUUCCUGUCAGUGAGAGUUCAGCUGAUUUCCACAAGGAGCUCCUGGCUUGCCCACUCCUCUGAGCAGAGGACGAGGAAUCAUUGUCAGUCAGUUGGCCCCUGGACUUAGUUACUCCUCUCCUGAUUAUCAACAGUGGUGUUUGGAUCUGCUGCUAGAGUCCUGCUGAGCCCGGCCACCCCCACUGCUUGAGCACCCUGGGGUGUCUGAGGAGAACAGGUGCAGGAGGCCAUCCCUGUGGAGCCCGUGGCCUCAGGUGCCAUGGUAGAGGGGCGAGGUGGAGCAGGGCUCCCCAAGGCCAAGCUGCCCAUCACUGCCAGCCCCAGGCUUCUCAGGACAAGACUGAUCCACUCAAGCAAGCAUUUUUUAAGAGAAUGUGGGUGCUCCCUUCUAUGAACUGAGGGAGUAUCUGGGUAAGAAAAACUACACGCUACAGGGAAAUCUUUCUGAACAAAAUGGCUGUCUUUACUGAACUCUUUUUAAGAAAAAAUUGUUCCCAAAAUUUUUGAGUGUCCAAACUGUAACCAAGUGUCUCCCAAUUUUUCCAUUGUGUUUGGUGAGUGUUGUGACCCUGUUCCUUGAAGGGAGAGGUGGUGGCAGGGGCUGAUUUGGAGGAGCGGUUUCACCCCACCCCACAUCCUCUCUUCCUUUGCUUGUCAAUAUUGUCUGUGUGGUUCCAAAAACUGGGGCAGUUACAUUGUGUCCAUUGUUGAGAUUAUUAUGAUAUUAAACAGUAGUUGUAGACCUGAAAAAAUUAAGAGCUGUGUUUUAAGACAUACAAACCAAUAUCAUGUUAAUAAAGGAAUUCAAGUUCCGGGGUGUACCCCCCUUCCCCAUUAGUUCAGGCGGCCACCAGCCACUCUGCAGACAAUGACUAGGGCAAGAGACACAGGUUCUGGGUGUCAGAGUCUCACUUAUGCCAGAGUUUUCUCACAUCCACCAGCCUCAGAGAGGCUACAGAGUCUGGCUGGUAACCACCAUCACCCCCACCCUGCCCAGCUCAGAUGCCUACUCCCUGGGGUGACCUAGGGGGAGGCCAAGGCCGAGAAACCUGCGUCCUGCCCACUUGGUGCUAAAUCUGCCACCCAUGGCCUCUUCUGCACUCAGACACCACUGUCCAGGCAACUGAGUCCUGGAAUCAGCUUCCUCUGGCUUCAGCCCCUCAGCCCUUAUCCUCCAGCUCCUCCUAGGCCCUGUCUUCCAGCCAGACUGUCCCUUUAAGCCCAGAGAAGCAAACCCAGAAGACAGGCCAGGCCCUGCCCGCCCUCUGACCUACACCAGUAUUGCCCUCUGUGCAACAAGCCCCCUGCCCCCCGCACUUCAGGGGAGCCCUGGGGAGCUGGCACUGGCUCCUCACAGCUUGAGUUCCUUUCGGUGAUAGUAGCAGCUGCAAUGGUGGUGUCAUGAUGCAAAUGCACCCACUGCCUUCAACCAUGAGAGAGAGAGAGAGAGAGAGUGAGUGUGUGUGUGUGUGUGUGUGUGUGUGUGUGUGUGUGUGAGAGAGAGAGAGAGAGAGAGAGAGAGACAUGGCUGGAGUCACAUUACUGACAGGACAAUGACAUUACAAGGAAAUUGUGUUAGAGUCAACUUUGCCUUGAUAAUUAUUGUAAACACUGUUCAUUUGUGUUUCUUUUUUAUUCACAAACUAAAUCCAUCCAGGAAUUAUAAAAUUA
Molecule: messenger RNA, 8431 nt
Organism: Erinaceus europaeus (western European hedgehog)
Lineage: Eukaryota; Metazoa; Chordata; Mammalia; Eulipotyphla; Erinaceidae
Gene: ERC1
Product: ELKS/RAB6-interacting/CAST family member 1
Exons: 19
Coding region: 431-3781 (1116 amino acids)
Biological process (GO): neuromuscular synaptic transmission; maintenance of presynaptic active zone structure; regulation of synaptic plasticity
Cellular component (GO): cytoskeleton of presynaptic active zone
Molecular function (GO): structural constituent of presynaptic active zone
Source: RefSeq, a predicted model, not a curated record